Stereum hirsutum FP-91666 SS1 is the source of this 1326-nucleotide messenger RNA. Its product is annotated as BAR-domain-containing protein. Gene Ontology annotation, biological process: plasma membrane tubulation; actin cortical patch localization; endocytosis. Gene Ontology annotation, molecular function: lipid binding; protein binding. Gene Ontology annotation, cellular component: Rvs161p-Rvs167p complex; medial cortex; mating projection tip. The record is from RefSeq and is a predicted model, not a curated record. The coding region runs from base 1 to 1326 and encodes 441 amino acids. Lineage: Eukaryota; Fungi; Basidiomycota; Agaricomycetes; Russulales; Stereaceae. The transcript is spliced from 9 exons.
AUGAAGGGCUUCACGAAGGCUAUCAAGCGUACGCCGCACCUGGUCACGACCAAGGUCGGCAUGUCCAAGAAGUCUGCCGAUCCAGAAUUCGACGAUUACCAGCGCAAUUUCACCGUCCUUGAGGGCGCUACCGAGAAGUUCCUCAAGGAUACCAAGGCAUUCUCAGACGCCGUGAACUCACUUUUCACGAACGGUACCAACUUUGCUCAACAUUUCGCCACCAUCUUCCAACCCAUCGCUCCGGAAUAUGACAUCCUCUCCAAACACCCUAACUGCGCCCACACUCUCAACAACGUCGACGGAUAUCAGGCCGCUCUCGAUGAACUUCGUACAACCAUAUACCCCGAACUCGAACUCAUUGAUAGCAGAGUCGUUGGUCCCGUGAAGGAGCUGCAGCAGGUGUUGAAGACUAUCAGAAAGAUGAUAACGAAGCGGGAACAUAAGCUGACAGAUUAUGAUCGGUUUAACAACUCGUUGACGAAGCUUCGUGACAAGAAAGAGAAGUCUCUCAGCGACGAGAAGAACUUAUUCAAGCUUGAGCAAGACUUCGAGAUCGCCUCGAACGAAUACGAAUACAUCAAUACCGCGAUGAAGCAGGACAUGCCACGCUUCAUGGUCCUCGCAACUCGUUUCAUUGAUCCUCUUUUCCACUCUUUCUUCUACAUGCAACUCAACAUCUACUACAUGCUCCUCGAGAAGCUAAGUGGUUUCGCUGAAGGCAAAUACGACAUCACCGUCUCAGCCGCCCAGAUCGCCGAAGAAUACGAGGGGAAACGUACCGAAUCCUGGCAGACCAUCGAAGAGCUGAACAUCACCCAGCGAAUAGUUUCCACCAGUAAGAUGGUCCAACAGCAACGCCUCACCUCUGGCAGCUCCUCCCAACUCGGUCGUACCACCUCAACUUCCACAACAUCCUCACGCGUGCCACCGCCUGCUUCCGGUUCCUUCCAGAAGAAAGCCCCGCCCCCGCCACCCUCGUCCUCCUCAAGCUUCAAAGCGAAAUCCCCCGUUCCGCCGUCCUCGCCUCCCGCCCCCGCUGCUCCUCCGCCAUACUCACCAUCGACGAACGGCACCGCAGCCGCAGCGGCUGCUGCUGCUAAGCGCGCGCCACCUCCACCGCCUCCGUUGAAGUCGAAGCCGAAGCCGGCAGUGCAAUACGUCGUGGCGCUGUAUGACUUCGCCGCGCAGGCGGACGGAGAUCUGGAUUUCAAGGUUGGGGACAGGAUCGAGGUCGUGGAGAGGACGGAUAGCGCGGAAGAUUGGUGGACGGGGAGGUUGGAAGGGCGACAGGGUGUUUUCCCUGGUAACUACGUUCAAGAUGCGUGA